CUACAGGAAGUGAUUUGCAGUGUUCACUGAGCCUUUUGUUGAAAAGGGUCCUUCUCAUUUGUGUGAGUCAUGCUUUUGCUGUGAGCGACUUGGCAGCUCUAAGCAGGACUGGGAUCUCUGUCAUAGAAAACUGUUACUUCACCCAACCUUAACGUGGAACCAUACAUUUAUUUAAAAUUUUUUUGCACUUAUACUUUUUAUUCUUUUUAAGCCAAAAUUUACUCUCUGUCCUCAUUAUUAUGAAUCGCCUGCUAUGUUAGUGCAGGCAUCUCCUGCAUUGGCAUCAGAUUUGCCAGAACAUAUGCAGGAAACCAGAUAGAAGGGCAUGCUUCAGCGUACCAAGUAUAACCGUUUCAGGAAUGAUUCAGUGACAUCAGUUGAUGAUCUUAUUCACAAUUUGUCCAUGAACAGCAAAGUCUCAGCAGUUGCUACGACCUCAACAGCACCUUCAUACCUGGUCUCGCCUGAAGUUCUCCGCAAAGACCAAGAAGAUGGACCCACCACCUUUUGUACCCUCAUCCAUAAGGUGUCCCACUUGAAACUCUCCAACACAGGCAGCCUUUUGGGUAUCAAAAAUCUCUCCUCUGCAGUGAAGGAGCUUGCUGUCUCCAAAUUGCAGGGAAGCUCGAGUGCUUCUAGCUCAGCAGCAGGGGCUUCAGAAAACACAUGUAACCUUGUCUCUGCCACUCCGUGUUCUCAGCAGGACAUGAGCAAGAUGAAUACAGGAAAAAAAACACGGUCAGAGGAAAUGCACCUGGGAGGUGAAGACUGGAAUCAAAGUAGCAGCUUUGUCAAUAAACCCUCCCGAGGGUGGCUGCACUCGAAUGAGAAGAUCCUGGGACCUGGUGUGACGUACGUUGUGAAGUACUUGGGGUGUAUAGAGGUCUUGCGCUCAAUGAGAUCUCUUGACUUCAAUACAAGAACACAGAUUACAAGGGAAGCAAUCAGCCGUGUUUGUGAAGCAGUACCUGGAGCCAAAGCAGCCUUCAAAAAAAGAAAGCCACCAAGCAAAGUUCUCUCUAGCGUCUUGGGAAAGAGCAAUCUUCAGUUUGCAGGAAUGAACAUAACUCUGAAUAUUUCCACCACCAGCCUAAAUCUAGUGACUCCUGAUUCAAAACAGAUCAUAGCAAAUCAUCAUAUGCAGUCUAUUUCCUUUGCCUCUGGAGGUGAUCCGGAUACAACAGACUAUGUUGCAUAUGUAGCUAAGGACCCUGUUAAUCGCAGAGCAUGCCAUAUACUGGAAUGCUGUGAUGACCUGGCCCAGGAUAUUAUCAGCACCAUAGGGCAAGCAUUUGAACUUCGAUUUAAGCAAUAUUUACGGUGUCCCUCUAUGAUACCUGCUCUCCAUGAUAAGAUGCAGAGUUUUGAUGAACCUUGGAUGGAGGAAAAUGGAGAGCCAGCAGAACAUCCCUAUUACAACAGCAUUCCUAAUAAAAUGCCUCCUACUGGUGGCUUUAUUGAUGCUAGAUUCAAAACUAGGAUCCCAAAUGCCGCAGAUACUGCUCAGUCUGCAGCAGCAGCAAGAGAACAAACAUACUACCAGAGUCGACACUUCGGAGACAAAUUCAGUGAAGACUGGCAGCAUGCUCCUGUUAAACAAGGGUCCUUGGACAUUUACAGCGUGCCAGAAGGGAACCCUCAGGUAACCCCAACAGGAGAGGUGCCAGCUUAUGUGAACACCCAACAUAUAAACAUGGAAGCUCUACUUGCACUUCAGGCAGAUGCUGAAAGUGCAUUCAGUGGAACAAAAGAGUGUACCAAAGACAGCAGUCCAAGAAAAGAUCUGUUUGAUAUGAAACCUUUUGAAGACGCUCUCAAGAACCAGGCAACUGGGCCUGCGCUGAAUAAGGCUCCCUCGGUUGAGUGCACCAGUCCUCGAUUACCCAGAGCAGCUAACUGCACUAUAAUGAACGAGCUGAAUACGGAGCCUUGGUAUCAAGGAGAGAUAAGUAGGAAAGAAGCAGAACAAAUGUUAAAGAAAUGUGGAGACUUCCUGGUCAGGAAAAGCACCACAAAUCCAGGCUCCUAUGUGCUGACUGGUAUGCACAAUAGGCAAGCCAAACAUCUUCUUUUAGUGGAUCCGGAAGGAACUGUUCGUACAAAGGAUCGUGUAUUUGAUAGCAUAAGCCAUCUCAUCAACCAUCAUCUUGAGAACAAUUUGCCAAUAGUUUCCGCUGGAAGUGAACUCUGCCUCCAGCAGCCAGUUGAGAGGAAACAGUGACCAAUGGUGACAUGUUCAGCAUUUGUAAUCUAUAACCACUGCAGUGGACACUGCAAACCUGGAAACAUGUACAUUAAAAAAUACACACAUCUAUCUAUCUAUCUAUCACCAAUAUGUUUUCCUGAGCUUUAAAAAGCCCCAUCCCGUACAGUACCACUUGACAUUUCUUACUGCUCUAUGCCGACAUGAAGUAUGAUU
Messenger RNA from Gopherus flavomarginatus (Mexican gopher tortoise), 2419 nucleotides. RefSeq names its product SHC adaptor protein 3 (gene SHC3). NCBI's taxonomy places the organism in Eukaryota, Metazoa, Chordata, Testudines, Testudinidae. The transcript is spliced from 12 exons. The record is from RefSeq and is a predicted model, not a curated record. Gene Ontology annotation, cellular component: plasma membrane. Gene Ontology annotation, biological process: intracellular signal transduction; cell surface receptor protein tyrosine kinase signaling pathway. Bases 326 to 2221 code for a protein of 631 amino acids. Gene Ontology annotation, molecular function: receptor tyrosine kinase binding.